Molecule: messenger RNA, 2469 nt
Organism: Acyrthosiphon pisum (pea aphid)
Lineage: Eukaryota; Metazoa; Arthropoda; Insecta; Hemiptera; Aphididae
Product: 52 kDa repressor of the inhibitor of the protein kinase-like
Exons: 6
Coding region: 1-2469 (822 amino acids)
Molecular function (GO): protein dimerization activity
Source: RefSeq, a predicted model, not a curated record
AUGUCGAAACGAAAAUUCGAAAGUGGAGCUUCAAAAAGAAAAAGAAUGGAUCAUGAUUUGUUAAUUAAAUGUUCCAACGAUAAAACACAAAAAACACAACAAAUUCAAGAUUUAAGAAAGUGUACACGUGAGUUUUCUAGGACUAAAGAUGCAGCUGAUAAGUUUGUACAACAUACCAAUAAAAUAUUUCAAAAAAUGAAAAACAAUGUAAUUGAAAUCGCAAAUAGUCUACCACAAUCUCGUAAAAAAAAAAAAACUAAGCAAUUUCAUGAUUAUGAGGCAGAUGAUGAUCCUAUAACAGACCCAUUGCAUUCGUAUGAGGUUAAUGUUUACAAUCAAUUAUGUGCAGAUUUUGCAUGUCUUGGCCCUAAUAAUUUCAAACCAGAUGUAACACUUCCAAAAAAUGCUCUUAUUGGUGUGUUUGACAAAAUUUGCAAUUAUUGUCCAGGAAUUAUGUACGAAGACUUUCGAAAUGAAUAUAUAGACUUCAUAUCAAAAUGGAAAGAAAUAAAAAAAAAUAUUGACUGUGUAUAUACUGAACUACAAGACUAUGAUGAAAAUAUUGAUGCAUUCGUUAAGUCUGGUGUUGGAUAUAACUCAAAAAAGCCAAAUUCUUUUGUAGUGACUAAAUUCGAUAACUGGAGAAAAGCACUGGAAGGAUUUCAAAACCAUAGUGAAACAAAUUAUCACAAAACCUGUUUAUCCGAUUCUGAACAUUUUCUUAAAGUACAAAAAAAUAUUAAUGAAGACAUAUCAGUAAAACUAGACUCCAGUAGAAAGAAUCAAAUAAUGAAAAAUCGCGAACUUUUAACUCCGAUAAUCGAAGCAAUCAUUUUAUGUGGCAGGCAGAAUAUAGCAAUUAGAGGACACAGAGAUUCCGGUAAAUUAAUGAUCGACCAAACUGAUAACGAAUAUGAAAACAAUGAAGGGAAUUUUCGGGAAAUUUUACGGUAUAGGGCUCGAGGUGAUGAGCAGCUUAAAUUAUUUUUAGAAAGUAAUGGACAUUUAAAAUACACAAGUGCGACGAUUCAAAACGAAAUCAUCGAAUCGUGUAACCAAAUUUUAUUGAAACGAAUUGUGAGUAGAGUGAACUCUGCUCAAUGUUUUUCAAUACUCGCCGAUGAAACAGCUGACAUUGCGAACAUCGAACAAGUAGCAUUGUGUUUAGCAUCAUUAAUAUUAGAAAACUUGCACAAUUUUGGUAUAGAAACAAAGUACAUGAGAGGACAAGGUUAUGACGGCGCGGCUGCAAUGUCAGGAGAAUUUAAUGGCGUUCAAGCCAUAAUUCGUAAGACUCAUCCUCUUGCUCUUUAUGUGCAUUGUUCCGCACAUGUCCUUAACUUAGCUGUUUCAAACUCCUGCAAAGUACAGGAAAUAAGAAAUUGUUUGGGGACCAUUUCUAAAGCUCGGGAUUUUUUCAAUUUUCCUAAAAGAAAAGAUGUUUUAAAAACUCAAAUUGAAAAUAGUGAUGAAAAAAUCUCAAAAAAAUCAUUAAAACGUCUUUGCGCUACCCGAUGGAUUGAACGUUACCAUGCAGUGAAUGAUUUUGAAGAGUUAUUUGACCAAGUGAUAGAAUCAUUAAACUUUAUAUCUGAGUGGAAAGAUGUUGAGACUUCUUCGCAUGCCAGUAAUCUGUGUAGUGCUAUAUUAGAAGGUGGAUUUAUUAUUUCUAUGCUUAUAGUAGCUAAAUGCUUUAGUGUUGGUCUUCCUUUAUCGAAACAUCUUCAGCGGGUUAAUAUUGACCUUGGCGAAGCGAUCCAAUUAGCGGAGGAUACAAUAAAAGAACUUGAAGAUUUUCGAAAAAAUGCUGAUUCUAUUUUCCAAGACAUUUUUGAAAAUGCUGUUUCUCUUGGUAAUAAAUUUGGUGUUACUAUAAGUAUCCCUAGAACUACGAAAAGACAAGCAAACCGUGUAAAUGUUGAAACUGAUUCAAUAGAAGUAUAUUAUAGAAUCGCUAUAUUUAUACCUUAUAUUGAAACAUUUAUUGAGCAAUUGAAAGUUCGAUUUACCAGCCAUAAAGCUAUUUUAGUUAAUUUUAAUUCACUCAUAAGUCUUAAUACGGAUGAAAACAAUUUUUUGUCAUUAACUGAAACAUACAUGGAAGAUCUUUCUUCGUCCUCCAAGACAGUAUUAUUAUCGGAGUAUAAUUUGUGGCAAAGACGACUGAGAAAUUUAGAAACUUCUAACUAUAGAAACGCAAUGGAAGCUUUGUCUAUAUGUAAUCCAGAAAUAUACCCAAAUAUAUUUAAAUUGUUAACAAUUUUUGCGACACUGCCAGUUUCAACUGCACAGAACGAAAGAUCAUUUUCAUCACUUAAAAAGAUAAAGACUUAUUUACGUAAUACUAUGGGCCAAAAAAGGCUAAAUGGAUUAGCCAUGUUAUCAAUCAAUCGGAAGGAUCGCCUUGAAAGUAAGCAAGUAUUGGAUGAAUUGGCUGUAAAAAAAAGACGUCUACCUUUAAUACUGUGA